Molecule: messenger RNA, 748 nt
Organism: Uranotaenia lowii
Lineage: Eukaryota; Metazoa; Arthropoda; Insecta; Diptera; Culicidae
Product: adult cuticle protein 1-like
Exons: 2
Coding region: 103-483 (126 amino acids)
Source: RefSeq, a predicted model, not a curated record
ACAAUUUCAGUAUAUAAACUGAAGAUCGUGAAAUCCUGGAUCAUUCUCAAAUCUACCACAAUCUGAAACAUUUGUUUCCUAACUCCAAUCCAAUCAGCAAUCAUGAAGUGCAUCGCAGCUGUAGUCAUGAUGGUCCUGGCCGUGGCCGCCGUUGAGGGAACCUACUACCCGUUGGCUUACUCCGCUCCUCUGGCCUACAGCGUUGCUCCAACCGUUGUCCAGCAAAACCACGGAUACGGAUACCCAUUGGCCUACUCCGGAUACGGAUAUGGAGGAUACGCCCCAAUCUCGUAUGCUGCCCAGGCCUCCGUGGUCCCAACUGCCUAUGCCGCCUACGCUGCCCCAGCUCCAGUGGCCGUCGUUGCCCAACGGGAAGCUCGUUAUGUGGCCGCCAACCGUGGAGCCGUCCAUGAUGCCCCCCUCCAGGGACAUGCCGUCUCCCAGCAGUCCCUGAACCUGCAGCCCGCCCCAGGAACUCUGUAAGAAGGAGUGCUGAAUGCUGUUGAAACAAAUUUGGACCUGAUAGAGUUAAUUUUGAUGUUUGGAAUUGGAAUAAAUGAGAUUUAAUUGCAAAAUUUUGAUCAGUUAUGUUCAUCAAACGAAAAGAUCUCAUCCUUGAAUUCAAAUCUGGAUAAAAAAAACUCUUAUUGAGAACCAAGUGAAUAAGAAAAGCGUAAGCGAAACGGUUUUACAGACUCAUAUUAAUAAUAUUGCACUUAACUUGAAAAACUGAUAAAAAAUUCAUUAA